Adineta ricciae is the source of this 412-nucleotide messenger RNA. NCBI's taxonomy places the organism in Eukaryota, Metazoa, Rotifera, Eurotatoria, Adinetida, Adinetidae. The record is from the annotation of a GenBank genome assembly.
GUCCUUGUUUUCAUUUCAUAUUGAGUAUAAGACAAUGUCAACACCAGUAAGGGUAACGAGCAAAGCGCGUCAAGUUGUCUUCUGUUUCUUUUCCAUCUACUUUUUCUUUAGUAUUUCUCUCUUGUCGUCACUAAUAAAAUUUGCGCAGCACUCGUGCUCGAAAUAGACAUGAAAAAUCGGAAAACUUUUUCUUUGCGCCUAUAUAUACGUCUGAUUUUCUUUUCUAUAGGCACACCACCGCUACAAUCUGCCGUCGGUCCACAAUCAUCAUCAGCGCGCAUUAGCAUUCAAUCAAAUGGCUCACCAACACACAAUCGAAAAAUGUCAUUACCCGCAAGAGGACGACGUCCAUCUAUGUUUGAUCCUAUCGAUCCAAAAGAAUUGCAACAGGCUUUGUAUGCAUCAGCAGCUG